AUGGCGGAUUACAGUGAAAAGUGUGCAGAGGAUUGUUCGUUUGAUUACAAUGAAGAUAAACAAAAAGGUGUAUGUUUAAUUAAAGAACAGUAUGUUAUAGAAGAUCAUGUAAGACUUCUAAGCAAAAAGUGUUUAACUGAAAUUGAUAAACAGAAAGUUUCAAUUAAUACGAGUAGUAUAAAUGAUGAUGCUUCUGUAUUAGAUGAACCUCCAUCUAAGAAAUUUAAAAAUGAUAAUAAAAAAGAAAAACUUAGAGGACAAAAUAAAGCAAGACCACCACCAUUUAAGACACAACGUGAGCUAAAUUUAUGUCCUUGGAUAGCAGACCAAGCAGUGGAUGAGCCUGAAAAAAAAUGUGACAAUAAACAGUGUAUAUUUUUGCAUGAUAGAAUUAAAUAUUUAGAAAUCAAACCAGAUGACAUUGCAAAUGAAUGUUAUCUUUUUAAACUUAGUGGCAGAUGUCCACGAGGCACAGCUUGUAGAAUGGGUUCUGAACAUCUAACAAAAGAAGGUUUAAAUAUUAUUGAUAAAGAAAGGGAAGAGGAAUUUAAGAAAAAACCACCUUCUACAAAAAAUCAUUUAACUAAAAAUAUUCAAAUUCAAUUAAGAAAACAUAAAUAUAAUUUUUCUAAAGCAGAAAAUAUUGUUAAAACAAAUGAACCAUGUAGAAAAAAAUUGGUGAUAGAAAAUGUGAAACAGAUUGAAGAAUCCUCAAACAAAAAUAAACUAGAGAUAAGAAAUAAUUUAAUGUUAGACACAUGUGUCAGUGACUCUCAGAAUGAGGUUUUUGAAAUUCAAAAUACUGAAAAGAGGAUUGGUCCUGUUGAAGAUUAUGAUUUAAUAAAAUGUAGAGGUGUAGAAAAAAAAGCAAUUGAUUGGAAAAAUAAAAUAUUGUUAAGUCCAUUGACAACAGUUGGUAAUUUGCCAUUUAGAAGAAUUUGUAAAGAAUAUGGAGCAGAUAUAACUUGUGGAGAAAUGGCUUUGGCACCGAGGAUAUUGAAAGGAGCUCAUGAAGAAUGGGCACUAGUGAAAAGACAUGAAUCUGAAGACAUUUUUGGUGUACAGCUUUGUGGAAACAAUCCAGGUGUAUUAACAAGAUGUGCUCAGUUGUUGAAUGAAGAAAUUAAUAUCGACUUCAUUGAUUUGAACCUAGGUUGUCCCAUAGAUUUAAUUUACAGACAAGGUGGCGGCAGUGGUAUGUUGAAUCGAUUGAAUGUUCUAGAAACUGUUGUGAAAUCUGUUAGUCAAGUUAUGGAUAUACCUUUAACUCUAAAAACUAGGACAGGAGUAUACAUAGACAAACCUAUUGCACACACUUUGAUGCCAAAGUUUCGUGAUUGGGGUGUGUCUAUGAUUACUGUUCAUGGAAGAUCUCGUGAACAAAGGUAUACGAAAUUAGCUGAUUGGGAUUAUAUAGAAAAGUGUGCAAAAAUAGCUCAUCCUGUUCCAGUGUUUGGAAAUGGAGAUAUUUUAUCAUUUGAUGAUUAUCAAAGAGUUCGAGACUCGUAUACAUCUGUGUGCGGUAUCGCCAUAGGCCGUGGUGCACUGAUAAAGCCAUGGAUAUUUACAGAAAUAAAAGAAAAAAAAUUGAUCGAUAUAUCGAGUGCAGAAAGAUUUGAAAUUUUGAAAAAAUAUUCAAAAUAUGGUCUUGAACAUUGGGGUUCAGAUACUCGUGGGGUCGAAACAACGAGAAGAUUCAUGUUAGAAUGGAUAUCUUUUUUACACAGGUAUAUUCCAGUUGGAAUAUUAGAAAGACCUCCGCAAAGAAUUAACGAAAGACCUCCAUUUUAUAGAGGUCGCGAUGAAAUGGAAACGUUAAUGGCUAGUUCGAACUGUGCAGAUUGGACAAAAUUAUCGGAAAUGUUACUUGGAAAAGUGCCUGAAGGAUUUCACUUUUUACCGAAACAUAAAGCAAACGCGUGGAAAUAAUGUAUACAGAAAGAAAAAUCUUUUUUAUUUUGUUAAACACUCACAGCCAUACAGAC
Molecule: messenger RNA, 1985 nt
Organism: Eufriesea mexicana
Lineage: Eukaryota; Metazoa; Arthropoda; Insecta; Hymenoptera; Apidae
Gene: Dus3
Product: Dihydrouridine synthase 3
Exons: 6
Coding region: 1-1929 (642 amino acids)
Biological process (GO): tRNA processing
Molecular function (GO): RNA binding; tRNA dihydrouridine synthase activity; flavin adenine dinucleotide binding
Source: RefSeq, a predicted model, not a curated record